This is a messenger RNA of Tuber aestivum (summer truffle), 8387 nucleotides long. The record is from the annotation of a GenBank genome assembly. Lineage: Eukaryota; Fungi; Ascomycota; Pezizomycetes; Pezizales; Tuberaceae.
AUGUCCGCCCGCAGGAAACGAAUUGCUGCUAUAGGCGCUAUGGCUCCGCCACCAGUGCCCAUCGCUGACUACAUCGCCGCCGCCGGGGGCUCCCAACAACCCCUACCCCCAUCCUCCAUCGCCGUCAUCUUUCAGAACCUCCCAAGGACCGGAAAUGGCUCCCCCGGGCCCGAUUUCCUGCAGCAGCUAUUUGCGGAAGUGAUCUCCCACGAGGUCACUGACCCGACCGGGAGCUCGUCCCUAGAAGAUACGCUCUUGGUCAAUUAUAAAGUGAUCACGGCGGUCGUGGAUGCCGGUGUCAGCGUCCUGCUGCGAGAAGACCCCUUUGCCCCCACUCAAAAUCUAACCGAGCAAGCAAGUAAUAGUCUCUUGGUCCUACGUUUGACCAUCAAGGAGACGCCCCUGGUACUGUUUAGGCCGCCACCGGAUUCUACCACCGAGUCGGAACAGCCGUUGUUGUAUCUUUGGUUGCUGUCCAAGUUACUCCCGCUUCUUGGGCAUAGACCCGCCGAACCGCUUGUGCAGGAGCUGCUUGAAACCAUUUAUGCCAUCUUUUAUGCGGCUGCAAGCCUGCCCAGGGAAUGGAAGAGCGUCAUGGUUAUGGUGGGGUAUUUUCGGAGCUGUGUGAAUUGUAAUCAUUUCUCUCUCUCUCUUUCCUUUUCCUUUUCCUUCUAUUCUUUCCCUUUCUUGCUCUGCUUCACCCCCGCGAGAACGUGUUUAUCAACAUCAUAAUAAAACUUGAAACUAAUCUUCGCGAACUGUGAAAUUCCUUGAAAUGCUAAAGGUAUCCUCGAGUCUUUCCAGAAGGCGCCCGCCAUAACCGCUGCCCUAUCCAAGUCCUACAGACUUGAGUUACCGGAUAAGGGCUUUACCGUUGAUCCCUUAAUGCUACCGGAGGGUUUCAAGCACUUUUCCCGCCAGAUGGUUAGUUUUGUUAUUCGGGAUGCCGACCACGCGGCCUUUUUGGUUGUCCAUCUGUUUUCUGCGAUCUCUGCGUUGCCUGCCCAGAGUAGUGAUAUACCGGCAUUCAGAAGCGCCUCAGAUAGCUUGAUAUAUUUUGUACAGGAGAUGCAGAAUCUCUGGAUGAGCCUUAACACCUGGGAGUCUCUCCCGGCGUUGUAUGAGAGAGUGGGCACAAUCCGGCUAAGGAUAUUGGAGACGCUAGCGAAUUCCCUAGGGGAUGUCGUGAAGACGCGCUAUGGAAGAAGCAGGAUUAAGGGUGUUUGUUUACUUGCUAUCCACUGUGUUGGCGAUGUCUUGACCAAGUCGAUAUCUCAGAUAAACCAGAGUGCAGAGAAUACCUUGGCAAAGAUAAUUUUAGGGCUGCUAUGCGCUGCAGAGGUUUCUGCCACCAUCCAUAAGGCAUUGCGAGAGAGAGUAUACCCUCCAAUCAUCUUGAUUAUGAGUGAUAGGGAAGGGGGUAGCUGGGGGCUAUUGACAGAAGAUCUUCGGGCAUGUACGCCAAACCUAGCACCGAUGAGUGCAUUUGGCUAACCUGACCGGGAAUAGGUGGUGAUGCUUCGAUUGGCCGUUGGUUUCGCCGAUGACCCAGUAAUCCUAGAGCGCGCAAAUAAGUGUCUUCAAUUAGCCACUGGGGGUGGAUGGGUAUUCAAAGAUGAGAAACUGCGACAGUUCUCGGAACAUCCCCACACAAUCGGAGACACCAAACCCGGGGAAGAACUAGACAAUAACAUUGGCCCUCGAAAGCGACCCAGACUAUCCAAAGGCGAGCCCGGUACCGAAGCCCGCACUCUAACAUUCGAUGUGUAUAAACUGCUCGGGCACCAAGACGCAGAUGACCUCCAGGGGCUAAGUCUUGUCGCUGCCGAAGGCUUUAAAAGGCUGGGAGAAGAAGAACGCUGUACAGCCCUAAAGUCCCUCGGUUUCCUAUCAUGCGCACUCGCUGGAACGCUUGCCCGGGUAUCCGAAUCAUUCGGCGCGCAAAGGGGCUUCAAUUUGUAUAAGUGUUCAUACUGCGAUGCAGAUACUCUGCAGGCGACGGCAUCGGGGAGGAGCUGUUCCCAGGGGGGUGAGGAGCUGUUUAAGACUCUGGACGUAAUUCAAAAACUCGAGGAAUUUCAGGCAUCAACCUCUGUUCGUGUGUGGGCCAUGAUCAGCCUCCGACGGUUGUUGAAUCAUACGCAGGACUUGGCAAGGUUGGAUCUAGCAGAGACGGCGAUGGGGAAGUGGUGUUUGAAUGCUUUGCAAAGUUCUAGGAGGCUUUUGAGGGUUGCUGCUGGGUAUGUUGUAUUACCUUCAAUAAGUUAUUGUUGUUUGGAAGCUGGUUUUGCUGACGUUUGUGUGCUCAAGGCGUACCUUACCGUCGUAUGUUAGCUUUAAAGACGGCCAAGAGCUUCUUCGGAUGAAUCGGAUUAUGAUUAUCGAGUUCUUGAGGACGUUGUCCGACAAUGAUGAGGGGCAGCUUCAAGAGACCUGUGUGUUAGCGUGGAGUCAAUUCGGAAGGUAUGUGCCUUAAUAGCUUUUCUCUUUCCGUAUGGGUUAUGGGUGCCCCGUGCCUAAGCUAACUGAUUCACAGGGUGUCAUCUGAUGAAGAACUAAACCUCGCGCUAAUCCGGCUGGUGGAGUACCUCGGGCACAGUAACUCGUUCAUUCUUGGAUUGGCUUUUAACGAGGUGGGUAGUCCCUUGGACGCGUUGAUAUGCAGUCACAUUGACGGGUUUAGAUUCAAUCAUUGGCUCGAACGCACGGCAUCUCACCCGGUAAAAUGUUUUCGCCGUUCUGGCCCAGCAUCAGCGUCGGCGUAGUCAAGCAGCUCCAAUCGAAACCUCAGAUAGCCCAAUUGCUAUCGGAAGUAGUCGGAAUGGAGCUCUCGGAUUUUUUGAAGACGACGCAGGGCUACACUGUACCAUAUCUCAUCCUCUGGAAGAGGCCAGAGCUCGUCGAGAGGGUUGCCCAAGCUUGCAAGACAGAUGUGGUGUCUCUGGCAUUGUCGAAUAUGGCGCACAUAUUAGCUCUACUUCUAACACAGGAAGCCGACAAUGUCGAGGCGUUUACGUUGCAUUUGCUGGCGCACGCUACUGCUGAGUUUAAAGAUAUAUCGCUGGGGGAGAUUGCCAGGCCUGAUGCGAUGUCUCUCGCUACAGAACUGCUAAAGGCUGCUGUGGAUGCGGAUGAAGACAGGAAAGUUAGGGUUUGCAUAUACGCCUUCGGUUCGAUAAUUCCGAGAGAUGGUAGCUGAUACCUAGCGGCAGAUCUUCCAUGCGUUGCGACUCGUGGCGACACUGACAUAUAAAAAAGUGGCGGGCUCAAGGAGAAAUAAGGUCGACCACUUAGAAGUAUUCUUUGAGACGAACGUCCUUGGUAUAUUCGCUACUUUUAAUGAUUAUCUGAAGGAUAUCAAGGGAAAGUUAUCAACCCCAGAGAAAAUUCGAAUCAUGAGGGCGAUUGAAGAAAUGGUGAAGCUAGCUAGAGGCAGCGUUAGCAGUGCAGUACCACAGGUGCAUUCUGAUUUCCAUUUGUCCAAUAUCGGGAGAAAUGCUGAUUAAUUGAUUACUUGAAGAUAUGUGCCUGCUUACAAGAGGCGUUGGAAUUCGAGCCAUUGAGAGCUAGUGCAUUUUCGGCUUGGACUGUUAUGAUGAGAGUCCUAGAACCCACUGAAACCGCGCCUUUGUUGGGUCAAACAUUCUCCGUAGUCCUGCGGUACUGGGAUAGCCUUGAGCAGGUUUCUCAGACUAAAGCAGUGGAAAUGAUAAAAGAGUUGUUCGAGAAGACCGGCGUCAUCAAGCAAAGUCUAGACAUCAUACCUUCGCUAGCAGCGAUACCAAUUCUCGCUCCAUUCGAGGAGAGACUUAAGGCAGUGCGAACCCUGGAGAUACGAGAUCAUUAUCACUUGCUAGCCCGCCGAUGCCGACAUGAGAACGUAUCUGUCGUCGAGCAGGCGUUAGCAGAGCUUUCCGAGUUUCUGAAGAAACACCAGGACUUUAUACACACGGCGGCCAUCAACGAACAGCCCGACGUAGCGGUUCCUGAGUUGAUCCGGACUCUCCUUGACGUGAUUGUUGCCUUUAAGGACUCGAAUUCGUCCUCGAAGCCUAGGAUUGAACACCUAUGUGCAGAGUGCUUGGGUCUCAUUGGGGCGGUGGAUCCUAACCGAGUAGAGGCCCCACGGGAAAAGCGGGACAUGAUGGUUCUGCACAACUUCAAUCGUGCGGACGAGAGUAUUGCAUUUGUAAUUUUUUUUCUUGAAGAGAGGCUCGUAAAGGCGUUCUUGUCUGCGACAGAUACAAAAGCUCAGGGAUUCCUUGCCUUCGGAAUGCAAGAACUGUUAAAGUUCAUUGACGUAGAGUCUACAGUUAUCCUACGAUCCCGCCAUGAUGGCCCCGGCCCCAUAGCGCAGACAGGCCAGCGGAGAUGGGACUCCUUUAGCCAAACGGCCAAAAGCAUACUCACACCCUUCUUGAGGUCGAGGUAUUCUCUACAGAUCAAUAACUCUGUACAGCCCUGCUCGUAUCCGGUGUUUUCACUCAAAAUCACUCACCGUGCCUGGCUUACGAAGUGGUUGUUGGACUUACUUUCCAAGUCGACGGGGGAUAAUGCGGCGAACAUAUUCACGGUUUGUAAGUCUAUUGUCAAGGGACAGGAUAUCUCAAUCUCAAUGUUUUUGCUACCGUAUGUUACGCUGAACGUCAUUAUUAGUGGGACGGAUCUGGAUAGGGGGAAUAUUGUCAAGGAGCUUCACGCUGUCCUUGCGCCGGCACCCAAGAAUGCAUUGGAGAAACCGAUGGCUCGGGAGACCUUGAGACAGUGUAGUGAUGUGAGUAUCCCUUUCUCCAUCGGUGCCACAAACCGGAGACAGACUCACGGUGGCUAUUGGUAUAGACCGUAUUCCAACUCGUCGACCACUUAACUCGCUGGCUCCGCGACAAAAAGCAAUUCAACCUAAAUAUGAAAAACCAACAAGCCAGACAACAGAACAGAAGCUUGGCUCCCGAUGAAAUAUAUGACCAAGACAUUGCAAUAGCGCGGGUAGAAGAUGUCAUCUCCGCCAUCCCAUCAGACACCAUGAGUUUGCGGUCCGUCGAAUGUAAUUCAUACGCACGAGCGCUCUUCUAUUGGGAGCAACACAUAAGGAAAGUGAGGGUUGCGAAGGAAGAGGUGCCAAUGGAUCCGUUGUACGAGCAGCUUCAACGUAUUUAUACGCAGAUCGACGAGCCCGAUGGUAUCGAAGGGAUUUCCACAAAGCUGCACGUCCUCAAUUUUGACCAGCAGAUACUUGAACAUAGGAAGGCUGGGCGAUGGACCGCGGCGCAGAGUUGGUAUGAGAUUCUUUUGAGCGAGAAACCUGAUGAUCCUGAGGCGCAGAUAAACCUUCUGGAUUGCUUGAGGGAGUCUGGACAACACGGUGAGUUCCACCCCAUACCACGAAUGUAUCAUGCUGACUGAGUCCCCAGAAAUGCUCUUAAGCCAAACUGAAGGCAUGAUGGAAAAAUACCCCAACACCCGACCUAGAAUCCUACGCUAUGCAGUCGAGGCAGCUUGGAUAUCCGGUAAAUGGGAUGUCCUUGAGAGAAACCUUGCGAAAUCCAAUGAGCACACAGAGAACCUCUAUGAACUUAGGGUUGGUAACGCCCUACGUGCUCUGCGUAGACGUGACAGUGGGACAUUUGCGAAAGCAAUCUCUCUAGCCCGGGAGUGUGUUCUGAGUGGGUUAACGGAGUCUUUUACGGGCUCCCUGCGCCAAUGUCACGAGUCCAUGGUUAAGUUACAUGCGCUGUCGGAGCUUGAAGAGAUUAGCACUGCAUUGGCAAGUAAGGAUUUUGGGAAGGAUGUGCUUGCGUCGAAUCUUCGGCGGCGCUUGGAUGUCUUGGGGACGUACUCAAAGGAUAAACAGCAUCUUUUGGCUCUAAGAAGAGCGGCAUUUGUUCUUUCCAGGUGAUGUCAUUUUCUGUCGACCUUAAUUUCUGUUGGUUUAUCUAACGCAUUUGUAGCGCUCCUGAACUUGUUACGGACAGUAUUGCCUCUACCUGGCUCAUAGGAGCGCGUUUAGCACGAAAGAAUGGUCAGAUCCCUCAAUCGUUUAAUUCGGUACUUCACGCCUCCCGGCUUGGUGCUCCGCUUGCGACGGUUGAGCAUGCCAAGUUACUAUGGCUCGGUGGGCAACACCGAAAGGCAAUUUCGAAUCUUGAAGGGGCAAUUAACUCCAACCUUCUCCAGGGAAGCUCCCAGGAACAACUUCAUGAUUCUAGCGUUCAUAAUUCGGGUGUUCACCCACAACCUCAGAGCUAUGUCAUGGCAAAGGCUUCACUUUUGCUUGCUCGAUGGCUAGACGGUGCUGGCCAGACGCACUCCACCGAGAUCGUCUCCAAAUACUGCACUGCCAAGGAUUCGCAUGUGAGAUGGGAGCAAGGACAUUACUACCUCGGACGGCACUACAACAAGUUGUACGAAGCUGAAAAGGCACUCCCGCCGAUUAAGCAAACGCAGCCAUUCUUAUCUGGCGAGUACGCAAGACUGGUCUGCCAGAAUUACUUGCGUGCCCUGAUGUUCGGGACGAAAUAUAUCUUCCAAACAAUGCCCAAGCUUCUCACUCUCUGGCUCACAUUGGGAGAGAUCGUAGACCAGACCAUCGACACCAAAUAUGGCAACGAGGAAUUCCGCAGCCAUAUACAGAGAGAACGCGGCAAGUGCUUGAAACUCCUGCACAGUUCCAUAAAGAGAUACAGCGAGCGCUUACCCCCCUGGGUAUUCCUCACCGCCCUUCCACAAAUGCUCUCCCGGAUUGCCCACUCCCAAGAAUCGGUCUACGAGCUGUUGCAUGGCAUCAUCGUCAAAGUAGUCGCUGGAAAUCCGCAGCAGGCACUAUGGUCCCUCACGGCGGUCUGCAGGUCCACUGCCCGAGACAGGGCCAGCCGUGGCUUGCGCAUCAUGAACCACCUAAAAGACACCUUGACCAAAAGCCGGGACGAAAGCGGUCUAGACGUAAGAAGCCUAAUCCUCCAAGCGAACAAAUUGACGGACCAGCUCUUGCACAUUUCCAAUGUCGAGUUGCUAGGCUUGAAGGCUCCCACAACCAUCACUAUUAAGGAGCAUGGCUUCAAUCACAAAUGCGCGCCUUGUGCGCUUGUGGUGCCCACGCAGGUUAUGCUUGCGGUUACGCUCCCGUCUGUUCCGGAUACUAUAAAGACGCACUCACCGUUCCCGAGCCACCUGCCCACUAUUUUGAGUAAGCUUAAUCCAUUCCUUUUGCGCGUUUUGACGACUGGCCGACUAAUAUGCGUUGCAGGCAUCGAGGAGGAGGCCGAUGUCAUGAAUUCUUUGCAGAAGCCGAGAAAGAUCAAGAUCCGGGGCACUGAUGGAAGGCUUUACGGCUUCUUAUGCAAGCCGAAGGACGACUUGCGUAAAGAUGCGCGCUUGAUGGAGUUCAAUAGUAUGAUCAAUAGGUUCUUGAAGAAGGAUCCUGAUUCCAGCCGACGUCGGAUGUGUGCGUUCUCGAUUCACUCUUCAUCCUUGUAUAUAGAGCCCCGCUGACAAUUCCGAUGCAGACAUCAGAACAUACAGCGUCACCCCCCUAAAUGAAGAAUGUGGACUAAUCGAAUGGGUAAACGGCGUCCGGACGUUGCGCGAGAUAUUGCUCACCUACUACAAAUCUAAGAAAAUGAUCGUAGAUGUACGUUCCCCCCUUCCUUCUUCCCUUCCUUCCCCGCCCACAAAUGACUAACAAGUGCACAAAGUACCCCAAGAUCCGCCAGCGCCUCGAAAUCAACUGCUCGCAGGCCACAAGAAUGGCCACCUUCACUGAUGAAAUCCUCCCCAAAUUCCCCCCAGUCUUCCACGAAUGGUUCGCGGAACUCUUCUCCGAGCCCUCGGCAUGGCUCGCCAGCCGACUCGCCUACUCGCGCACGUCGGCCGUGAUGUCGAUGGUCGGGUACGUGCUGGGGCUCGGCGACCGGCACGGCGAGAACAUCCUCUUCGACGAGUCUACGGGCGACACGUUGCACGUCGACUUCAACUGCCUCUUCGACAAGGGCCUGUCCUUCGAGAAGCCGGAAAAGGUGCCCUUCCGCUUGACACAGAACAUGGUGGACGCGCUUGGCGUCACCGGUUACGAGGGCGUGUUCCGCAGGACGUGCGAGAACGCCAUGAGGGUGCUCAGGAUCAACGAGGAUACCCUCCUCACGUUGCUCGAGACGUUCAUACACGAUCCCGCCGUAGACAUGGUCAAGAAGGUCAGGAGGAAGCCGGCCAACGCCAAGAUUCCAGAUACGCCGAAGGCUGUGCUCGAGAGCAUCCGGAGUAAGCUGCAGGGGUUGUAUAGGGAUGAGACGAUGCCGUUGAGCGUUGAAGGGCAGGUGGAGCAGUUGCUGCGGGAGGCGGUUGAUCCGGCGAAUCUAAGCGCCAUGUAUAUCGGUUGGUGCGCUUUCUUUUAA